UUAACAGUUUGACUUCAGUCAGGCUCCGAACAUUCGUAUAUUCUUAUUGUCGCAUUUCAUACGGCAUCAUGGUCGCAAAAGUUUUCUGUGUCACUGUAGUUGUAGUAUUUUUCUUGUCGGCGAGGGCAGAGGCUGAUAAUGAGCCGAGUGCUUGUAAACUAUCUACAGAAGAACAGUUAUUGGACAAAGUGAUAAGAACGGAAGUGAAAGUAGAAGCGAUGUUGAGUGAGAUCAGGAAAACUGAGGAAAAUGUCCUCUCUGUUCUUGAAUAUCGUAAACAGGACGUGCAGAAAACAUUGACAGAGUUAAAGGAAACCAAUGCGGCUGAAAUUGGGCAGAUAAAAGGGAAAAUGGAAAGUGUUGUAAAAGGAAAUAGUGCUAAAAUGGAUAUAGGCUCUUCAUACGUACGAUGGGGACGUACAACCUGUCCAGAUGAUAACGAAUUAGUGUACAAAGGUUAUGCCGCUGGAUCAUCCUAUACAUCAAAAGGUGGAGCAGCAAACUACAUUUGUCUAACAGAAGAGCCACAGUGGGGAUUUUACGAAGAAAGCGUAGCAGCCGGAACGCAGGUACACGGUGGAGAAUAUGAGUUAGGCGACCAUCAUGCCGAUGGGGGGAGCAAAUAUUUCAAAAAGAAUCUAAAUGAUCAAGAUGCUCCAUGUUCUUUGUGCCGAACUCCACGUUCUUCUGUGACCAUGAUACCGGGUCGACUGGAAUGCUUUUCUGGGUGGACAAAAGAGUAUAGUGGCUACCUUGCAGCAGGGGCUUCAGGCCACGCAUCGGCCACAGAGUUUAUUUGUUUAGACAGCGACGCUGAAAUGAUCUCUGGUGGUGCAGCUAACAGAGACGGACGACUUUUUUACCUCGCUGAAGUCAGCUGUGGCUCUCUCCAAUGUCCUCCAUAUAUUGAGGGCCGUGAACUUACGUGCGUGGUUUGCAGCAAGUAAAAUGACUCACAGAGAAACAAACUAAUGAUCAACAAGUGAUAGAAAAUGUCUGUAUAAAGUCCGUAAAUCUAAUUAUGUACGUGUUUUAUUUACGUCUAAGACUGCGUGUUCAGACGUUUGUUAAGACGUUUAGUGUAUAAACCCUGUUUUGAGACGAAAUAACCAUUUGUAGAAUGCGUGAGGAAUUAUUAUAUUUAGAUUAUCUGCAUUUUUGUAUAUUAUAUGCUAUGUUAGUGGUACUAACGCAUUUUGGUACUCGGUACCAAAUGCGGCCGAGUUUUGGUCGAACAAAAGGUGCAUACAAUCUGUGAAUAGAACAUUGAAUGAAAUGAA
Molecule: messenger RNA, 1280 nt
Organism: Mercenaria mercenaria
Lineage: Eukaryota; Metazoa; Mollusca; Bivalvia; Venerida; Veneridae
Exons: 5
Coding region: 69-947 (292 amino acids)
Source: RefSeq, a predicted model, not a curated record